Fulvia fulva is the source of this 1923-nucleotide messenger RNA. Its product is annotated as Calcium channel. The coding region runs from base 1 to 1923 and encodes 640 amino acids. The record is from RefSeq and is a predicted model, not a curated record. Lineage: Eukaryota; Fungi; Ascomycota; Dothideomycetes; Mycosphaerellales; Mycosphaerellaceae. The transcript has 2 exons.
AUGGUCGACGUGAUCAGCAGGAUCUUCAACCCCGACGACAACGACCGCCGCGGCCUUCACGGUGAGCUCUCCCACCUACUGCCCCGCCAUCGCGAAGAUAACCUCGUCUCGGCGAUCCCUGCGAAGGACGUAACCCUCACAGCUCUGCGCAUCAAGUACCAGCUCGAACAAGUUAUUCCUUGCGAACUGCCCGAAGAUCGCAUCACGGCACCACACAGCCAUGUCAUCACCCCUGCCGUCAUCGAGACCACCAAGUCGGCUGGCAAAGUCUCAGGCUCGAACGAAGACCAUGGCGCCUGUGUGAUCUACUGCCUACUCAUCGUCAAGUCGUGGUUUCAGAAGCAGUCUCUGUUCGAACUAUGGGAUGCCGACCUGCAUGUGCUUCGUGCCACCGCAUGCGAGGUCUUGGCUAAGCACAUCAUUGAGGAUGAGGAGGACAACAACCACCUCAUGCAGGAGGUGCUGCUCAAGCGCUACAGCAUCGUCGUCGACGGCGAAGACACUAAGCCUGCCAAUGCCAUCGAGAAGGCUGUCGACUUGCACGCCGUGAGAGUGAUAGGGAGCUCGGGAUAUCAGAAGUGUAUCAGCUAUCUGUGGCGAGGAUGGCUCGUACAGGAUGACAACGACCCAAGCCGCUUCGUCGACUACAAGCUCAAGGCAUCGACCAAUUACUGGGAUCACUUUGAGCCAGAUCGGAUGCGCGUUCCACAGUAUCAGAACGCCCUGCAAGUUAUCCUUAGCUUGAUCUUUCUCGGCCUCUAUACUGGCGCCAUCAAUACCAUUAAUCCCGGCGGUGAGUUGGACGUCGUGGAAGGAAUGCUCUACAUCUUUACCCUCGGCUUUAUCUGCGACGAGGCCACCAAGUUCUUCAAGAUUGGGCGCUACUACUUUGGCUUCUGGAAUAUGUUCAACUCGACUCUCUACAUCCUGCUGGCUGUGUCCUUUGUCCUCCGAACGAUCGCACUCGCACAUCCGUGGAAAUCAGACACCCGCUUCUACUACAACACUCAGAGCUACAACUUCCUCGCCUUCAGCGCGCCGAUGUUCUGGAUGCGCAUGCUGCUCUACCUCGAUGGCUUCCGCUUCUUCGGUGCCAUGCUGGUGGUGCUCAAGGUCAUGAUGAAAGAGUCAAUCAUCUUCUUCGCACUUCUCAUCAUCGUCCUUGUUGGCUUCUUCCAAGGGUUCAUAGGUAUGGACCAAGUCGACGAAAACAUCGAUGCGACACAAUUCAUCACAAAAGCCAUGCUGAACGCAAUCAUGGGUAGUCCGGAGUUCGACAACUGGGACAACUUCCAACCUCCCUUCGGCCUGAUUCUCUACUACAUUUACAACUUCGUCAUCAUCGUCAUCCUCCUCAACGUCCUGAUCGCGCUGUACAACUCAGCGUACGAGGACAUCUAUGAGAACGCCAUCGACGAAUACCUCGCCCUAUUCGCCCAAAAGACUCUCCAGUUCGUCCGAGCCCCAGAUGAGAACGUCUAUAUCGCACCGUUCAACCUGAUCGAAAUUUUUGGCCUGAUCAUACCAUUCGAAUGGUGGCUCCCUCGACAUCGAUACGAACAACUCAACGACCUCGUCAUGGGUGUGAUCUUCAGCCCACUUCUCUGCGUCACAGCAUUACUAGAAACUCGCACUGCACGUAAAAUCAAGUUCAACCGCUCGCGGCACGAGUCUGACGAUGAUACGAUCGAGGAAUGGGAGCAGCUUGAGGGCGAGAUGGAUGUCGAGGGUAGUGGGUGGAGUAAGAGAGUGAAGGAGACGAGCCCGAAUGUUGUUACUGAUGCUACGUUAUUGGAGGUUAGGGAGUUGAGGGAGCAGAUGAAGGAGUUGAAGGAGAUGCUCAGAGAACUGACGCUGGGGCCCGAGCAGAGUCAGAGCAGGAUUGGGGAUAGUACGUAUGGGGAGGCGGAUGGUGGGAAUUGA